Hymenoscyphus albidus is the source of this 1329-nucleotide messenger RNA. The record is from the annotation of a GenBank genome assembly. Lineage: Eukaryota; Fungi; Ascomycota; Leotiomycetes; Helotiales; Helotiaceae.
AUGCUUUUGAACAGGGAGUAUUUUCUUCUCGGGUUAGCUGCAAUUGGCGGCGUACCCAGGGCCUUCUGCAGAGCUCUUUCGGGCUUUGAGACUGAUGGUGAGAAAGCUUUCGCACCCAGUAAUUGAGCCAUUGAACCAGUCUAAUCUAUGUGGCAGUAUACAAUGGCAACCAUGCUCAAGCCAUACCAGCUAGAAGCAGAGACACGCAGCACAAAGAAACUUUACCUUUUCAUACUAGAGACCACGAAUAUCUUCACAGUACCAGAAUAGUACGCAGAGGUAAAGUUCCUUCGACGUGCAAACGCCACUGCUCCGGAGCAGAGGAAGAACCACCAGAAGGGGUCAGAAGUCCUGAGGAGUUAACACUUCGUGGAAUAAGAGCCCUCCAACUUGUCGCUAGCCCAGUGCAAAGCAGAGACUAUACCAUAAGACUAUACAAAUAUUACUAUGUCACGAAAUUGACCCUACAAGAGUCACUUGAGCACGGUGGUCUUUUCAAAGGCCUUGUUGAAAUGGAGUUUUUCGGCAAAUACGGAUUUCCCAUGGAAGGUGGUUGGCAACGUUUAUGGAUCCACUCCACACGCCGUUUAUUUAAUGCUGUCGUUGACUUUAGCAUUGCAACAGCCACAAAGGAUGGCAAAUAUUAUGCUGCUAUUGUUACCCAUGCGCGUUUUGCAACCAACGAUGCAAACCGCUAUCAAGUUGACGAGAAGGGUGAAAACAUAAUGACUGAAGACGACGAGUUUCUUCCGGUACAAGAUGGAAGCGACUUAACAAGAGCUAUUCCAGUAUCUCAACUCCUGUAUUACGGGAUCAAGGUAACAUCCAUAUCUCUUUCUCUAUCAAAGUGCCAGGUGCUGUGUACUAAUCAUUGAUCCAACAGGAAACCAGAUAUCUCAAGAACAUAAAACCUGAAAGGUUCUUCUUGAUAUCGGAGGAUAUAGAAAACUUUGAGACCCGGAGGGAUAUCCUUGCGGCUCGAAGUGCUAUGGGGGUGAAUGAAGGGGAAUCUGGUGAUGUGAGGGAUGCAACUGUUUUGAGGAAGGACGCACCUGGUGUUGAGGAUGAAAUGUUUAAACUCCUCUGUGGUAAUGAUAACAACUAUUCAUGGCUCAAUAGUAGGUAAUGCCCAGUCGAUCCUCCUCUUUUGAGCUCUUUUCACCUUUUUUUGUAGCUUUUUUAUUUUGAAUAGCAACGCUAACUCCUAGGUCUUCUGUAGCGGUAGGCCGCAACCCAAAAUUAUUUGGAAACUACGAUAUUGUGAGCAUGACGGUCAUACCAUCGCCUUUCAUGAUGGUCAUAGAAAUGGUUAAGAAGCCAUCGAGAUGA